AUGGAAAACUCAACUACCAGUGCUGCCAUCUACGACCAAGAUAUUCUGACUCUGACACCAACAACUACACUGUCAGAUGUUGUGGCUGCCACCAUCCAUGACAUCAGCAGUGAUAAUGAUAGCUGUUGUCUUGAUCAAUACCUUGGUACCAAUGUCACCAGCAAUACAGAUCAGCAUCUAGAUGUUUCAGAAUCAUCCUGCCAGUAUCAGUCUACUGAAGUUCCGCCGCCUGCACAUAACAAUCAUGAACUAUCAAGCAACUAUGCGUACCACAAGUCAUGUCAGUAUCAGUCAACUUCAGCUAUGGUUACACCAACAAACAAGCGUCGACCAUCACCAAUUCAGACGACACCUUCAUACUUCAGUCCGAAUGGCGACAGCAGAUUCAACGACUCACUAUCUGGUCUACUGGGAUCACCACCACCAGACAGCCCGCUUGCAAGCAAUCCAUUCUUCGGCGAUUUGCAGUAUGUACUCGCUAAAGAAUGUAAGUCUACAACAAACUCAAUGCCAGAUUCGCUGAUGUUGACCAUGACAACCCAACCACAGCCAGAUGUAUUCUACAGAGAACAAUUACUUCAGUCAAGGUUCAGCAAGUUGGAGCCAAGAUUUCCACAAGACGUCAAACAACUUUCAAACUUUUAUCGUUACCAAGCAGCCAUCGUAGAAACCGACAGAUUUCGCACUCUGCAUCAGCAGCCGUAUUAUGCUGACUACCAAAGAUCACUCAACAGAUACUUCGAUACACAGUUACAUCAAAUCAUGGAAAGAGUAGAGAAGAGUCUGACACUUCUGGAGGAGUCUACAACUGCCGUCCGGCAACAACCAUCCAUUAUCAAACCACGACCACAACUAUCAAAGAAAGCCAUCCGGGUAAUGGAAGACUGGUACGAAAAUCAUCUUGAACAUCCAUACCCAUCAGGAACCGUCAUUGAUCACAUAGCAGUGCAGGGUAAUGUUACAGUCGAGCAAGUAAAGAAGUGGUUCGCCAACAAGAGGAACCGCAGUAACAACACACGUACAUUGACAGAGAUUGCACGUCAGAAACGUCGCCGUGCUAUGCAGAAAAUGUUAUAA
Mytilus californianus (California mussel) is the source of this 1077-nucleotide messenger RNA. RefSeq lists its product as uncharacterized. The coding region runs from base 1 to 1077 and encodes 358 amino acids. Gene Ontology annotation, molecular function: DNA binding. The transcript has a single exon. Gene Ontology annotation, biological process: regulation of DNA-templated transcription. The record is from RefSeq and is a predicted model, not a curated record. NCBI's taxonomy places the organism in Eukaryota, Metazoa, Mollusca, Bivalvia, Mytilida, Mytilidae.